AUGUGGGUGGAGAAGGGUCACAGUCCUCACUGAGUGAGACCUCCCUGCUCCCUGCCCCUGUGCUCUCUGAGCUCCAGCAUGGUGUGUCUGCUGCUCCCCGGAGGCUCCUGGAUGGCCGCUCUGAUGGUCAUGCUGAUGGCACUGAGCCCUCCCCUGGCUCAGGCCAGGGACACCCCAACGCAUUUCCUGGAGCAGCUUAAGGCAGAGUGUCAGUUCUCCAACGGGACGGAGCGGGUGCGGUACCUGCAGAGAUACAUCCACAACGGGCAGGAGGACGUGCGCUUCGACAGCGACGUGGGGGAGUUCCGCGCGGUGACCGAGCUGGGGCGGCCGGACGCAGAGUACUGGAACAGCCAGGAGGACUUCCUGGAGCGGAUGCGGGCCGCGGUGGACAGGUUCUGCAGACACAACUACGGGGUGUUUGAGGACCCAGCGCCUGCAGCACCACAACCUCCUGGUCUGCUCCGUGAACGCUUCUAUCCGGGCCACAUUGAGGUCCGCUGGCUGCGCAACGGCCAGGAAGAGGAGGCCGGGGUGGUGUCCACGGGCCUGAUCCGAAACGGGGACUGGACCUUCCAGACCAUGGUGAUGCUGGAGACAGUUCCCCGGAGCGGGGAGGUCUACACCUGCCAAGUGCAGCACCCCAGCAGGACCAGCCCUGUCACCGUGGAAUGGAGGGCCCAGUCUGGAUCCGCACAGAGCAAGGUGCUGAGUGGAGCCGGGGGCUUCGUGCUGGGGCUGCUCUUCCUCGGGGCGGGGCUGCUCAUCUACUUCAGGGCUCAGAAAGGACACUCUGGACUUCAGCCCACAGGACUCCUGAGCUGAGGUGGCCAUGGUGACAGGGGCAGGAGAGACCUUCUGUCCAGCUCCUUUGCAGCCUGAAGAGGUUUCCUGCUGGACUCUCACUCCACAAGGAGAGCCGCCUCAGGCUCUGGCUGGGUCCUGGCUCCUGACCCCCAAGCUGCUCCUCCCUGCUGGUUCCUGCCCGCCCUGGACCUGGAGGCCCCAGUGUUGACUGCAGACCCUCAGCUCCAUCCCUCCCUGUCCCUGUGUGUUCAACCCUAGCUGUCUGCUGAGCACCUUAGAUCACCUCUGCCCUCAUUUCUUUACAAAAUGUUCCUCUAUUAAAUAUGGAGUGAAAUCA
Molecule: messenger RNA, 1144 nt
Organism: Myotis lucifugus (little brown bat)
Lineage: Eukaryota; Metazoa; Chordata; Mammalia; Chiroptera; Vespertilionidae
Product: DLA class II histocompatibility antigen, DR-1 beta chain-like
Exons: 6
Coding region: 79-825 (248 amino acids)
Biological process (GO): immune response; immunoglobulin production involved in immunoglobulin-mediated immune response; peptide antigen assembly with MHC class II protein complex
Cellular component (GO): late endosome membrane; MHC class II protein complex; lysosomal membrane
Molecular function (GO): MHC class II protein complex binding
Source: RefSeq, a predicted model, not a curated record